ACAAGGGCUUGGUUUGGUUGCUAAUCCGUGUAACAAGUACGAAAGUAAAAGGUUGCCUUAGUGCCUGCCGCCUCCAUGAGUGUAGAACAAUGUUUGGCAAUAAUGUGCAGAGCUACGAUUUUAAGGUAGAGCUAGCCAAGUGCUUCAACAAUCUCGGAACGGUUUACCUCGCACAGCACCGUCCUAGCGGGCAGCAUGUCGCGAUUAAGAAGUUUCUCAUUGAGGACCUCAAGAACGAGGACGGUCACAUCCAGGACGAAGCGAAACAUUUGCGGGAGUUUGAUCAUCCGAAUAUCCUCAGCCUUCACAUCUCGUUCGUGCACCAGUUCGAGCUGUACUUUGUCCUGCCGUUGAUGUGCUACGGUUCGUGCCGUGACACGAUGAUAAACUACUUCGAGACCGGCUUCCAGGAAACUAUUCUGUUGUGCAUCCUACGCGACGUGGUCCAGGGGCUAGAGUAUCUGCACCGCAAGGGUUACAUCCAUCGGUCGAUCCGGGCUAGCCACAUCUUUCUGAACGAGUCUCGUGCCGUGCUCGGCGGCCUUCGCGUGUGCACCAGCUUUCUGGGCGAGGGAAAGCGCGUUCAAAAUCUGCACGAACUGCCACCGCACUCGACGAAGUCGCUCAACUGGCUGGCGCCCGAAGUGUUGGCCCAGAAUCUCCAGGGAUACACAGAAAAGUCCGACAUUUACAGCUUGGCGAUUGCCGUGUGCGAGCUCGGCAACGGUCUGGAGCCAUUCUACAGCUUCUCAACUACACUUAUGUUGACGGAAAAGAUGCGCGGCUAUCUGCCGCAACUGCUGGACGCCAGUACAAUCCCCAGCGAGGACGUACUGGCACAGGCCAUGGAAGCGGCUUCGGGCGAUGCAACCUCAGCCCGGCAAAUAUACGCUACGCGGCACUUUUCCGAAGAGCUGCACAAGUUUACGGAACAAUGUCUCGAGAGGGACCCUAAGGAUCGACCAAGCGCGGUGGCUCUUCUCUCCCAUCCAGUUUUCAAAUUAGUGAAGCACACCAACAUCCAGGAACAGUUUGCCAUUCACUGCAUACAAACGGUAGACUUCAACAGCAUCAAAGAAAACGACAUCACCCUGUGCGACGAUUUUGGUAGGCUAGCCAUGGACACGAGCGGUGGAUUUGAGUGGGAAUUUGAUGACUCGUAACAGGAAGGAAGCCUCCCAGCGUGGAACGAGAGUACGAGAUGAAUGUAUACGGGGUACACUAGAACCUAGAGUGAUUGCGUAUCCCGUGCCUUUUUCCUUUAUCCACACUACCAUUACCUGACCGGCUUCUUAUUUAUAAGUGCUUGCAGCAUAUUUUGUAAUAUAUCGAAAAAAAUACAAUCUGAUCGAUGGAAAGAAACGGACAUAGUAGGGAAGUGGAUGGGAAAAACAUACAACAAUCACAAACUGGCCGCCCUUUAUUGGUUUAUUCUAUCGAUAAUUAAGUUUAUUGUUCCUAAAGACGUUAUGUAGUUCCCGAAAACACGCUCUUGUGGCGAAAUAAAUGCAAUUAUAAAUA
Messenger RNA from Anopheles bellator, 1521 nucleotides. RefSeq names its product STE20-related kinase adapter protein alpha (gene Stlk). Bases 90 to 1163 code for a protein of 357 amino acids. Gene Ontology annotation, molecular function: protein serine/threonine kinase activator activity; protein kinase activity; ATP binding. The record is from RefSeq and is a predicted model, not a curated record. The transcript is spliced from 3 exons. Gene Ontology annotation, biological process: protein phosphorylation. Lineage: Eukaryota; Metazoa; Arthropoda; Insecta; Diptera; Culicidae.